GAACGUUGUCACGUUGCGGCAGACCGGCGUGUUUUUGAUUUGUUUUUCUUUUCCUUACCGCGUGCGUUUUGCGCUGGGAAAAAGUGAAUUUAAAACAAAGAUUUUAUUCAACAUGACCAUAAAGCUGGACAAGAAGGCACAAAAACGCGAGAUGCCACAAAAUAUAGCCAAAGGUGGCAAGAAGCAGAAAAUAAAUACGACGGUCGCUACAGGAGUUAAACAUGCGGUAAAUGGUGAUACGCCCGUGCCUGCCAAGAAACAGAAAUUUAAUAAAAAGCAGUCAAAAACCGAAGAAGACGGCAAUAAUUCUAAAUCUGAGCCCGCCACCGAGCCUGUGGUGGAACCCAGCAAAAACAAGAAGGAAAAGAUCCAUUCAAAUAAUGCGGUCAAUGGCGAUGUGCCCGUGCCUGCCAAGAAACAAAAAUUGAAUAAAAAACAGCCAGAAACCGAUAAAGGCAGUAAUAAUGCUGAAUCUGCAGACGAGUCUGGGGUGGUACUCAGCAAAAGCAAGAAGGAAACAGCCAAAAUUGUUGCCAAUGGUGAUGUUGCGGUGCCUGUCAAGAAACAAAAAUUAAAUAAAAAGCACUUAAAAACCGCUGAAGGCGACAAUAAUAUUAAAGCUGAGCCUGGAGUCGAAUCUAAAUCGUUGACAGCCAACUUGAACAAAAACGUUUUUGGCAUCUUCAAGAAGCUUCACAACAAACAGCAUAGCCAGAAACAUAUCAACGAGUUGAUCAGUUUGCUGAAAUCCGAAAUGGACGUAGACAAGCGCAAUGCAACCUGCGCAUAUACGCUAAAACGUUUGGUGCGCGGCACCGGCGCCGAUGAUAAACAGGUCGUGGCAAUCAAUGCGAGCUGCAUAAAUGCUAUUCUGCGCACAGUGCCCGAUAUUGAUCUGCUCGAGCUGCUAAAGAAUAUGAAGCGGGAUUUGCCAGUGGCUGCACAACUGAAGAAAAAGGAGGAAUCUUUGGCUGCUGUGGGUCAGUUGAUAACGGUCUAUAGCAUUAUGCAGACGCAGCAUUUUGAAAAUGCUACGCCAGAGCUACUUGCAGAAAUCUACCAGAUCCUCAUAGGUCAGCUUAAGAGUCGUGAGUAUUUGAGCAGCAUGUCGGCAAGUUUCAUAGCAGAUUCGUUUAAAAAGGUAAAUGCAAAAACCUUUAAAGGGCAUGUCUGGCCAUUAUUAGAGUCAACGCUGUCGAAGGCUUCUAGCGCAAAGCAGUUGCAUGCAUGCAAUUUGCUGCUCGCCGUGCAUAACAACUAUCCAAAGGUGCUGGCGCGUUCUCAGCUGCAAACCAUGCUUUGUGGCAAUCGGUCAGAGCCGCAAUAUGCAGAACUCUUUGCCUUGUAUUUGAAUAGUACUUCCAUAAGUCAAACUGAAGGCGCAGAGGAGCGUUUAGCCAAAUUUCUGGUGGCCGAUAGCAAGUUGCUGGCCGCUUGGCAGCAAUUUGUAGAUGCAACGCCACUGAAACACAAUACUGCCAAAAUUUGCGUCAUUAAAGUUAUCAGCUAUGUGCUGCUCAACUAUCAGGAGAGUACUGAGAAGGAUGAACAACUACUGGCGUUGUUUAGCAUACCCUUUGUAGAGUUUUUGAUGGCCGAGCUCCUGGUGGCCAAACAGAAAAACAAAUCAGCGAAACCUUCUCAGUUGCAGUUGCGCUCCACAUGUCGCAUCUUCGAGGCGUCUCUGCUUCUGAGCUUUGAGAAAGUGCUCAAAAAAGAUGCCAUCAAGCUGGGCUUAUUAAACCGACUCCUGCAGGUAAAGCUGCAGUUGGACACAAUAAUGCACACGCCGCGCUUCACACAACAGUUGCUAAAUCAUCUGGAGGUGCCGAGCCUGAAGCACAUAUAUAAUUUGUACAAAGAAAAACUUAUUUGUCCCGACGAGGAAUCGACAACCAAGCCCAUGCGAGAGUAUUGUCUCAAUCAAAUGCAGUUUAUAAUGCAGCACAUCAAGUUCGAAUCUAAGGAGGACAACAAAUGGCGCAAAGAACAGCUUAAGUUCUUAAUGUUUGCGGGCCUCUUUCAUCUGGAUGAAAAGCAGCAGCCUUGCGAACCGAAGGCAGCCGCUGCGUUCAGCAAGCAAACGGCAGCUCGUUGCGAGGAGGUGUUCUUUUCAUGCAUACUCCACAAGUGCAAUGACAUGAAGUCAUUGUGCAAAGUAUUGCGCACUCAUGUAAAAACGCUGGACAACCAGCUAAAGGUUGAGGGGACUGAGCAAAUGUUGCGCGAGCCACGCAGUGAGGAGGCGCAAAGCGCCUGGUCGCAUGUCCAGCAGACCCUGCUGGCAACCACUAAAGAGGACGAUACACUGGACUUGGCCUACGAUGCAUUAAUUCUGUUUUUGGGUUUGGCGCUCUGUACACGUAACAAUAUUCCUGUUGCCCUAUUGUCCGAUUUCGUCAUUUGCAAGCAACGAGCUCACGACGAACUCUCUGGCAAGCCCAACGCAAAUCCGGAGGAUCCGUCGUGGAAGGAGGUUCUAACGGAUUCGUUGCUGCAGCUGUUACUGCAAACUGGCCACUUCUGGCGUGACUUUGUGAAUGCUCUUUUUACGACAAUGGUGCCGUAUUUGGAGAAAGAUAACUUGGGGCAGAUGUUGCAGAUAUUGGAUAUGAGCAAGAAUCCUCUGAGAGGGGAAGGGGAAGAUGAAGCAGACAGUGAGCUGGAAGAUGGGCAGGACGACGAUGAUGAUGGACACAGCAGCAACAGUGAGUCGGGUUCAGAUAGCGAAGAAGAGGAAGACGAUAACGAUGAUGAGGAAAUGGAUGACGAAGAUACACGUCUCGCACAAAUACGGGAAAAUGUGCGUGCGGCGCUGGUAGAUGAUGGUGAUGAUGCCAGCUCCGUGGAUUGGAACGAUGUGGACGAUGAGCAGGGCGACCGUUUGAAUGCUGCACUGGAGCGUGCUUUUGUAGCCUUCAAACCAAAUUCAGGGAAAUCGAAGAAGCAGCUUCCAACGAAAUCUGAGCGCAUUAGCAGCACCGCACUGUUACACUUUCGCAUACGCGUCCUUGACCUUGUUGAGCUGUUUGUAGUUAAGAAGCCGCAAAUGGAUGUGAUUCUCGAUGCCCUCUGUAGUGUCUAUCAGGUCCACAAGCUGACAAAUGCAGACAAAAAGUUAAAGCCGUUGCACGAGGCGAGCACCAAACUGUUGCGAAAACUGCUCACACAGAACAUUGUUCAGCAGCCAAAGAAAAAAGCAAACAAACAGGCCCUUAUAGAUUGCAUUGAACAUUUUAUGGCGCCUUCCGAAGAGCAGCAGCUAACCAAUUCUGGAGCACAGCCGGUCAAGCCCUCAGCUGACACGACGCUGUGGCGCAAUAAGUGCGUCGCCUAUCUGGUGGCACAAUACGAGGGCGGAAGCGAUGACAAGAACAUCUGGUCGCUGCUCGACGAUUAUUUACGCGACUGGUUGGCCAAACGUAACAGCGCCCACUCACUCGGUAGCUACGAAGCGUUGCUACAAACCCAAUGGCCAGGCAGGGCAAAGCUUGCUGCUACUUUGGCAGAACACCUCCAACUGGAGCGGACCCGCGCUUUCCGGCGCGUUCAAAUACUUAGCGUGCUCGUCAAGCAGUCUCGACAAAUUCAGGCAGCUUUGGCCGGAAACGAGCAAAUUGCAAGGCAGUUUAAGCGCAGCAUUCAAGACUUUGCAGAGCAGGUUUUGGCCUCCGAGAAGGACAAAGUAGCGCCCAAGGAACGCCAGCUUUUGGCCAAGCUUCUUGGCCAGCAAAGCGGCAAAGAGUUGGCGGCGUUGCAACAACGCUUGCAAGGCAGCAAAAUUAAACAGAAGGAGGAAUCAGUUGAAGCCUAAAUCCUGUAUAUAUAUAAUGCAUACUAUUUGAUGAACUGGCUACAUUAUUUUUGCUUACAAUAUUCAUAAGUUGUUUAUUUUAAUACAAAAUAAA
This is a messenger RNA of Scaptodrosophila lebanonensis, 3908 nucleotides long. It is a transcript of the gene Mybbp1A, whose product is annotated as myb-binding protein 1A. Gene Ontology annotation, molecular function: transcription factor binding; RNA binding; sequence-specific DNA binding. NCBI's taxonomy places the organism in Eukaryota, Metazoa, Arthropoda, Insecta, Diptera, Drosophilidae. The coding region runs from base 113 to 3814 and encodes 1233 amino acids. The transcript is spliced from 4 exons. Gene Ontology annotation, cellular component: nucleolus. Gene Ontology annotation, biological process: regulation of DNA-templated transcription. The record is from RefSeq and is a predicted model, not a curated record.